Lobosporangium transversale is the source of this 2386-nucleotide messenger RNA. RefSeq names its product kinase-like domain-containing protein. Gene Ontology annotation, molecular function: protein serine/threonine kinase activity; ATP binding. The record is from RefSeq and is a predicted model, not a curated record. The coding region runs from base 135 to 2360 and encodes 741 amino acids. The transcript has 5 exons. Gene Ontology annotation, biological process: peptidyl-serine phosphorylation; intracellular signal transduction. Lineage: Eukaryota; Fungi; Mortierellomycota; Mortierellomycetes; Mortierellales; Mortierellaceae.
UUUUUUUUUAUUUAUUUUUUUUAUAAAUAUUAUUAAUUAACGUAUCGUCAUUGCACCAGCAAUAUCAAUAUAAGCCCUUUAUUCCUUUAUCUCCUUAUCCUUGAACACGAAGACGAAUAAGAAGACAAUAAAAAAUGGCAAUGGCGGCUGGAUACCCUCAAUCGCCACCAGCGCGAAGCCCACCGCGUCAACAGCAACAGCAACCGUCACAAAUCAAUUUCGGCACGUUUGCAAGCCAUGUUCUGGCCCUCUUAGAAAAUGGUAAAACUUUCACGUUUACACCGACUACAAAAAAGCGUAUCUCCAAGAAUAUGAUUUCAGAACCCAAGAACUUUGAGCAUUUGAUCCACACAGAAACCGAAGCUGAAGCAGAGUUGAUCUUCAAGGAGUGGAUCCGAAAUCCCAGUGCUGGAAAAUUACCUGUCUCGCAGCUCAAGUUUGACCUUGUGAAACAAGAAGAUUCUGCCACAUUUACUACCCCUCCGGAAACCCUCAAGGGUCCUGCCUUUUAUACGAAACUUAUCAACGCAGAAGCAGAUAUUAAUGGCAGUGGUAGUGGCGGUCAUCAUCAGCGCGAUGCCUCAUAUGCAACCUUCAUUAUUGCUGAAAAUGAUGAAUCCGAAGCCUAUGUAAAGCAUCCAGGCAAUUUUGAUGAAAUCGAACGAUCCACUGUACCCUCUUUGGCCACUGUGGAACAAUCAUCUUCGACCAAAAUCUUUUUUGAGAGUUAUUACCAUCGUUUAUUGACUAACCCCUCGAGUCGUUCACGGCGUCGUCUGCAACUAGAACGACAACUCGAGUCGAUGGGGAUCUCAGAGGCAGAAAAGGCGUUGAAGCGACAGGAGUGGCUGGCAAAUGAGACCGAGUACAUGCGGCUGAUGCGUGAGAAGAUUUCUGUCAAUUCGUUCUUGAUAUUAAAGACAAUUGGUCAUGGUGCUUUUGGAGUCGUCAAGUUAGUUCAGGAGAAGGACACAGGCCUGUACUUUGCAAUGAAGGUCAUGCGCAAGGCUGAUAUGCUCAAGAAGGGUCAAGAGGGACAUGUCCGAGCAGAGCGAGAUCUCAUGACAGCGGCCUCAGAGUCUGCAGUUUGGAUUGUCAAGCUGAUUUAUUCGUUCCAAGACGCAGACCAUCUUUACUUGGUGAUGGAAUACAUGUCUGGAGGUGACUUGCUAAAUUUAUUGAUCGAGAAAGAUAUCUUUGAAGAAGACUUUGCAAAGUUUUAUGUUGCAGAAAUGGUUCUUUGCAUUGAAGAGGCUCACAAAUUGGGAUACAUUCAUCGAGAUAUCAAGCCCGACAACUUUUUAUUCAAUAAAGAGGGACACAUCAAGCUAUCCGACUUUGGACUCGCGACAGAUUUCCACUGGGCACAUGACACAGCCUAUUAUGAGUCUCAGAGACGGGCUCUGCUCCGAAAGACUGGUAUCGAUAUUGAGAACACUGACACUCUUAGAUCACGCAAGAAACCAAACAAUAAUACCAAAGCCGCCGUUGCAUGGAAUCUGGAUGACGAUCAGUAUGCACAGUCAAUAGGUCGCCCACCACCUAACCAAAGCAUCUUAACUUGGCGUGAUCGCAACAGGAAGAAGAUGGCUUUCUCAGUUGUAGGCACAAAUAAUUAUAUGGCUCCUGAAGUACUUCGAGGCACAGGUUAUGACCGUGGAUGUGACUGGUGGAGUUUAGGAGUUAUCAUGUUCGAAAUGUUGUACGGAUAUCCUCCAUUCAUAUCCAAAUCACGGCACACGACGCGCCUUAAGAUCAUUAAUUGGCGUCAAACUCUACGCUUUCCAGCCAAGCCCAAGGUUUCACGUGAGGUGCAGGAUCUGAUUGAAAAAUUAAUCUGUGAGAAGGAAUUCCGAUUAGGCCGAUCACCUCCAGUCAAUAAUAACGCCACCAAACGCUGGUCAACUGUAUCACCUCACUUGAUGCAACAACAGCAACUCUUGCAUCAGAGUCUCAACAGCCAAGGUCUCGGAGAUGCAUCCGAGAUUAAGGCUCAUCCUUGGUUCAAAGACAUUGACUGGGCAAAUCUCCGAUCACAGACUCCACCAUUUAGGCCUGCGCUGAAGGACCCAGCAGAUACUAGAUAUUUUGAUGAGAUGGUGGAUGAUAACCCAAUGGCGGCACCAGAAGGAGAGGAACGGGUGAUACGGGAUCCGCUUUUGGGCAAUAAGAAUGAAGGGAGACGGUUGUUGGAUAUGCGUAAGAAGCUCGCAUUUGCAGGCUACACCUUCCGAGGGUUCCAUGCACCAGGAGGCAAGAAGAACAAGGACGCGAGUGUACUACAAGGGCUCAAGAUCCAUCAGAAUGCAUGGGGGAUGGGUGUCACAGAUUCUGUGCGACUGAGAAGUAUGAGUCUGUGAGGAAAGAGCGUGAGAAGUCGAGCUAC